CUCUUGUUUUGGGGUUAUACACAUCACUAAAUGAGGCCGUUAGAUGUGGUGGUUCCGCACCGAUCAUCACGAUGAUGAUGAUGAUGAUGACGACGGCGACCACCACCACCCCCCGGGCCACCAGCCCCCCGAAGGCGCCGCUGCCUCUCAGCGCCCGGGAGCCGCCGACCUUUGCCGCCUUGUGCUCCAGAUCGGGGGCCGAGCCGCGUCGGUACCCUCGCAGCCUGGCCCAGGCCCGAGCUCAGGCUCAAGCUCAAAUUCGGACCUUAAACCUGAAGCUGGACUUCAGUCUCCGGCCAGACUCCGGAGCGGAUCAGUGCGGGAGAGAGCCGGCGGAGCGCACACACCGGAGGAGGUGCACAGACUGGAACAGCACUCGCCGAGGUCUUCCACCGCUGUCUCCGGCCACCCCACUUCCUCCCUCACUUGGUGGGAGGGUGAGAUUCUCUGGGUCAAAGGCUGUUUCACGGCUGCCAUCAAUGCUGCUCUGUGAUUGGCCGAUAGGCGAACUUCCACAGGAGUCACAAGUGACAGAGAUGAAGUUGGCAGACUCUUCAUGUUUUGUAAGAGGUUUGAAAGAAGAGCAAGAAUGGAGAAGGCAAAGCUCUAAGGAUGAAUGUAUUUAUCGAACGUUAUCUGAAGAUCUCUCAGAUGCUCGGUUUCCAUUUGACUGGAACAGAAAAAAUGGUGUGAUACUUGGUGGAGAUAAGGUUUUUGCCUCUGAGCUGAAACGAUGCGAUGAAAAAGGUAGAAUACCAGUAAGGACGCAACCACGUGGAAUUUAUGGGUUUAAAGCUAAAAAUAUUCAUCGAUUAUUUAGCAAAGAAUCCACAUAUGCUACAUCGGAAACAUUGACUUUGAGACCUGGGAUUGGAGAAGGCUUGACCUGUAUGGCAGCAAGUUUAUUUCCUUCUACCUCAGCUCAUAACGAUAGAGAACCAUUCCACAUUCAUGGAGAAAAGUUGUGCCCGAAGAUGCAUAAUGGAUUCUACACCAUACUAUCACCUCAUCACAAACCAUUUGCCUACCACGACUCCAUCAAUGGGGCACCAUAUGCAUUCAUACAUAGACUGAGGGAAAUAUCUGGCUUAGAAGCAGAUACUAUACGUCAAGAAAAGUUACAAAAACUGAAGAAAAGACCAGAAAACUGAAGAUAUUUAAAUUGUCGAACUAUCUGUUAAAUGUUUUGACGUUUGAAAAAAAUUGUUGAACGUGUAUCGUAUGUGGGAUUGGUUCAACCCAAAAAAUAUAACUACGUUUGCCAAACUAAGCUGUUUGGUCAGGAUUUCAUAUUACCCUGCACCUUACAAAAAUAUUAAAUGUAUAUUGAUGUAUACAGAAGUGCAAUAAAGUGUCAAAAGUCUUCAUUGGAAUGCAUUUAAGAACUGAAAAUUACACUCUGGUUUCUCAAUGUUGAUAUUGCUUCUGUGCCAGUAAACUUUAAAUUGGAAAAUUCUGCAGUUCCCCAAAUCCUCAGAAUAUUCGAGUUUAAAAGGAAGAUAGGAAAUUAUAGAGGAACAGUAGGAGGGAUGCAACAAUCCUAUCUAUGUUCAUAGUAUCUGAAAGGCUAAAUUUAUGCAAUUUAUUAGAUAAUAAAUUGGGAAGACAGAUUAGAGAACUGGGAAAUUACAAAAGAUGUUUUGUUACCUUUCACAGAUUAACACUGUGGUCAAAUUCCAGAUCCAUUCAUUUUGCCUGGCCUCAGAAAUCUUUCACACAAGUAAAUGUCAGUAUAUUUUAUGAAGAAACCAAAUUAAAUGACUUGGUACCUGGGCCUGGUGGGUACACACAAAAACCUCAGAUGUCAGAGAGGAAAUAGGACAGUAUUUACCUAAUAUUUUAGUUACUACAUAAACUCUGAAGGGGUGCUGGAGGAUAGAAUAUAUCAUGACAAUCAAAAUAAUAGAAUAUUUUAGAGCAGUUAGCUCAAAAUUCAGUGGGAAAAUGUUUCAGAGCAGGAUAUAGGAUGUUAUUAGGGCUCAUCCUCAGGAUGUGAGCCUGUUAUUGCUGAUAUGCAGAAACAAGUACAAAUUGUUGGCAGGUCUCCAUUAAUGGAGGAAUUGUCUGAUAGUUUCCCUCCAGGCAUUUCAUCCUUCCAAAACUAAAUUCAUCUGUUGAACUGGAGAAAGGCAAGUAUGGCUUAGUAAUCUUUUUGAAAACCAUUACGGAGAAACUUGCAGCAUUAUUCAGUUGGGAAGGUACAUCAAAAACAGUUAAGGCCAGGCAAAACAAUGCAUAGCAGUAUGGGAAGAGAAUAGUGCAAAUAAGUUUUGCUGACAAAAAACAUGGAGGUAAUUUAAUUUUGUUUUAAAAUUGAUUUACAGCAUAACUAAUUGGUAUCUAAAUCUCUGAAGCAGUCUUAGUGAUUGCACUAAUAUCAGUUCAAUACAUACAUGCAUUUAAAAGCAGAUCAAAUAUUGUAACAAUGCCUUCCCUUUACUGUAACAAUGAUCUAUAGAUAAAACCAUUGGGAAUCUGAACGCUCAGGCUUGAAAAUUUGCAAGAUUUAAUGCAGAUAUGUCGGAAAUGCCACAAUACAACAGUUGCUGAACAGCCCAAAAGUUAUCUGUCAACCUAACUGGUUCCACACAUCUCUGCUGAUAUUUUUUCUAAUUUGGGGAACACUUGGAAAAAAUAGUUAUAGAUAGGUUCGCUGUUUUAUAUUGUCUGGAAAAUGAUUAGUGAAAUAAUUCAAGCUCUGUUUUGCCAAGCUUACCUAUGUAUGUACCUCAGCAGCCACCGCAAGCAGAAGACAGGUGCAGAAAUGUGUCAAUAAUCAGAUAUUCCAUUGAACUCUGGAAUUGGGCACUAUUAUUUUCAAAUGGCCAUAUUUACAGUGCUGACAUUCCUAUUAUUUUUGCUCCAAACUGCAUAUCUUUGGUUUGCUUUUGUACAACAGAUCCUUUGUUUUAGGCACAAUUAAGAAUGACACACUGCAAGAUAUAGUACAAUAAAAAUCAAUUGAUUCA
Molecule: messenger RNA, 2969 nt
Organism: Callorhinchus milii (elephant shark)
Lineage: Eukaryota; Metazoa; Chordata; Chondrichthyes; Chimaeriformes; Callorhinchidae
Exons: 8
Coding region: 72-1151 (359 amino acids)
Source: RefSeq, a predicted model, not a curated record